Molecule: messenger RNA, 4305 nt
Organism: Panicum virgatum (switchgrass)
Lineage: Eukaryota; Viridiplantae; Streptophyta; Magnoliopsida; Poales; Poaceae
Product: protein PUTATIVE RECOMBINATION INITIATION DEFECT 1-like
Exons: 9
Coding region: 16-3897 (1293 amino acids)
Biological process (GO): meiotic DNA double-strand break formation
Source: RefSeq, a predicted model, not a curated record
CCCUUUCGCCCUCCCAUGGAAUCCAACGGCGACACUUCGCCGCCGCCUCCUCCGGCCCCGGCGCCGCCACGUGCCUGCGGCGCGGGCCAUCGGGCGUCGCACUCGCUGCCGACCUCGGCGGGCGGCCGCGUCUGCCUCUCCUGCGCCGCAGCGCUCCUCUCCUCCGCGGGCGCCGCCUCCACGCCGUCCCACCACGUCGCGCACGCGCUCGCCAGCCUCUCCCUGGCGCUCGCGGACCCAGCCUUCCUCGCGCCGCUCCGCGCCGCGCACCCGCGCCUCCUCGCGGCGCCGCUCGCCGAGGCCCUCGCUGGCGCCGCCGCCCGCCGCGACGCGGCGCUCGCCUCGCAGGCGUCCGAUCUCGCGGCCGACCUCGCCGCAGCAGUGGGCGACCCCGCCGCCUCAGAGCUCGUCGCCCGCCUUGCCCGCGUCCUCUCCUCCGGUUCUCUCGUCAAGCACCUCCACACGCUACAUUGUUUGGGCAUUUUGCUAAACACCACCAAAGAUGCUGCAGCACAUAUAGGACAUAAACUUUCGCUUUUCUUAAAUCUUGUUAAUGAUCUCCGACUACCAAGUGAUGAAAUUCGUGGAGAGAUACUCUUCGUGCUAUACAAACUCUCUAUAUCAAAUGCCACCCCAUGGGACAAUAUAUGUGAUAAUGGAGAUGUGGACCUGUUAGCAAUUGGAAGAAACUUGCUUCAACUCUCUCUUGAAGUCCUACUCAAAACUCAAAACGAUACUGUUCGCCUGAACUGUAUUGCAUUGCUCCUUACUUUAGCAAAAAAGGGGCCCUUUGACCUUGUGUUGCUCAGCAAUCAGAGUUCAAUCAACUGCGUAGAACCAGAGCACAUGCAGAAUGAUUAUAUGUCCCUAAAUGCUUCUCUUGUUCUAUUCGCUGAGGCUGUCAAAGGAUCUCUGCUAUCUACUAACCUAGAAGUUCAGACAGGGACAUUGGAUUUGAUCUUUCAUUUCCUGUCAUCUGAUGGAAAUAUUUGUGCUCUACUUGAAAUUUUGAUCGAUGAAAACGUUGCUGAUUACAUAUUUGAGGUUCUCAGGUUAUCAGGAAAUAAUGAUCUUCUUGUCAUCUCCUCUAUUCAAGUGCUAUUACUUUUAGCCAGAUCAGAGGAGAAAUUCAAAGAAAAGCUUGCCAUUGGAUUUUCCACUCUGCUUCCUGUUCUUCACUAUGUUGCAGAGAUACCAUUUCACCCAGUCCAAUCUCAUGUUUUACAACUUGUUUGGAUUUGCAUGGUCAAUUGUUCUGGUAUCCUCUCACUGCCCCAAGAAGAACAGAUAGCCUGUACUUUAACUGCAAUCUUGAGAAGAAAUGGCAAUGGCGAACUUGGCAUGAGUUCUGAAACCUUUAUUCUGGUUUGCUCAAUAUUAGUAGAGAUUCUGAAGUCACCCCAUGCUCAUGAUAUCGAGAAAUUACCAUCGUUUAUUGAAGAAUCAUCAAGAUAUGCGAUAUCUUCAACACUAUCACAUGAGUAUGAUUCUAGGAUCCCCAUUCCUCAUUCCCUUUUUCUUCUGAAAGAAGCACUUCUGUUCUGCCUUGAAGGGAGCAAAUAUAAUGUUUCUAGCAAGAAGGAUCUUGAGAAUAGCAUCAUUGGAACUUGUGGAACAAUUUUACUGCAUUGGCUUGAAAGUGCUGUGGUUGAUGGUAAUGAUGAAGAAACACUGGCAGGGAUCCUUCAGAUUUUCCAACUUAUUUUGUCAAGGGCAACUGACAAAAAGCCAUUACAGUUUGCUGAGUUGCUAGCUUCAUCUUCAUGGUUUAGCCUGUCAUUUGGAUUCAUGGGCUUAUUUCCUACUGCUCAUGUAAAAUCUGUGGUAUAUUUGGUCACUAGUUCAAUUGUUGAUAGAGUUUUGGGCUGUAAUUAUGGGGAAACUAUUAGAGAUGCACACAUUUAUCUGCCAUCAGACCCCACAGAACUGAUGUAUUUGUUUGGGCAAUGUAGUACAGAAGACUUCAACUUAGCAUCAUGCCAAUGUGCUGUACUGUCUAUACUGUAUGCCUGUUCAUUCUACAAUGAAAGGCUGGCUGCUGACAACCAAAUUCUGGCUUCUGUUGAGCAAUACAUCCUCCUCAAUAGUGGAAGCUUCCCAUAUGAAAUUAAUUUUUCUGUUAUGUUUACGCUUCUGGUCCACCUUUAUGCCUAUGUCAGGGGCAUUUCCUAUAGCCGCAGCAUUCCACAUAGUCCAGAAGCCGAGAGUACUCUAUUCCACGUAAUGACACAAAAGGAUUGGGAUUUGCUUGCUAUCCGAGUCCAUCCAAUAGCAAUAAAAUGGCUCUUCCAGAAGCAAGAACUCAUGGAACCACUCGCCUUCCAGAUGCUAAACUUUUGUAAAACUUUCUGUGAAGAUGAAACUAUCAUGCUCUCAAACAGCAGUCAGUUGGUGGACAUACAAAUGGUUGCAGAGCUGGUACUUUCUGGAGAAACCAUCAUCUCAUUUUUGCUUGUGUCCUUGCUAAACCAGAUAGUAAAGGAGGGUACUGAAGAUGAGGUCUUUUCGGUGGUCCGUGUUAUAGCCAAAAUCAUCACCAUCUCUCCUUGUACAUCUGAUCAGUUUAUAUCAUGUGGCAUUGUCAAUUCAUUCCAUGGCAUAUAUUGCUUACCGUACUGUUCAAGGAUCCAAACAGUUUGUUCCCAUUUGAUCUUUAACAUCUUAUGUUCAGCAAGUGCAUUAACAUUUGCUCAGGAAAAUGAAUGGCUUCCUCUUACUGUGAAGCUAUUGGAAUUUAUCAAUUCUGGUAUUGAUUAUACAUCUAGCAACCAAGAACACAAGAUAUUGAUAGGGGUAUUAUGCUUUGUUUUGCAUCAUUCAGCAAACAAAGUUCUUGUUGAGCCUGCAAAAGCCAUAAUCUUGAACAGUUCGUUGGUUUCUUUAACGGAUGUUAUAGUACAGAAAGCAUGUUCAAAAGGCCCAUCUUUAUUUCAACACAAUCAGGAUACAGCCUUUGGAGAACUCCUAAGUCUUGUACUUCUAUUGGUGUUUUUCUCUCUAAAAAGUUUGCAUACAAUUCUAGAGGCAAGUAUUGACUGGCAGGACUUCUUUCAGCAUUCUGAAGACAUCCAAUCUUUUUCUGUCCUCGGUAUUCCAUGCCAUGAUUUAUGCCGUCUCAUGCACUUCGGUCCACCUUCUAUUAAACUUAUUGCUUCACAAUGUCUGUUGGAGUUGCUAAUGAGAAUUUCAGAUCAAAGAACAUGUACUAAUGCUGAAUUAAGAUGCUCUGUGAGGUAUCUGAAGUCUAUUAUUGCAGUAACUGAGGGUUUGGUCUUCAGUGAAGACAGUAAAGUUGCUGGAAAUUGCGGUGCCUGUCUCUCUGUAAUUUUAGGUUGGGAGAAAUUUGGAAGCCAAGAGAAGGUGGCGACCAGAGAAUCCAAAUGGUUUCGAUUAAUAAUGGAGGAAUUUGCUGUUGCCUUGACUGCUCCUGGUUUGACGUCCAAAUCUUUCACCAAUCAGCAGAAGUUUGCAGCGAAUCUAGCUGUUUCGUUGCUCAGGCUGAGCCAAGUACCAGAUUGGCUAACAUCGCUGUUUGAUAGCCAUCUGAUAUAUGGUAUUGUGGCUAAUCUUUCUGCUAGGAAUGUUACUGCAGAAAUUGUCAAUCUCUUCAGUGAGCUCAUGGCUAGGAAAUAUCUGAGCCAAGAGCACAUUGUUGCUCUACAUAACUUGUUCCAGGUGUGCAGAAGGCAGGUCUAUGAGGGAAGCUCCAAGGCGCAAAUGUUUGGGCAAAGUGUUAAAAAGAAGAUUGCGAGGAGCUCCGAUGACAUGCUCGCAUUACUCUUUGGCCUGAUGCUGAACCAGAACACAGACUCUGGUGCAGUUCAAUCGGAGCAGCAGACGCUCCUGCGUGCGAUUGAUCUGUUCUUCCAGGAGUCAAGCGGGAGAGAGCAGCGUUAACAUAAACGCCAACCAGCUUGUACAGAUGUUGAGAAAAGCUGAUUCUUCUUCCUCCACGUUUUCUGAACCAAGUAGAUGAUAUUCCAAAUGGGACAGCCGGACAUCAAUCCCUCUGUUCCUGAGAGGCUCCUCGAUUUUCCUGCACUAGAGGAGAAGCUUAGUAAGUUGUAUAUAUACUGAAGUUUUGGCGCAGGAGAGGAAUGUACAUGUGAUGUGAAUCGAUAGGAUUGCAAUCAUCCUUCUGGCCUGAAAUAGUAACAGCUAUUAACUCGAAUCUGUAGCCGUAUUCUUCGUUAUACGCAUGCGAGGACUGUAUUGCCACGGCCGCUGAAGUAUUAACUGAUGAAGAUUCUUGUUAUCGGCCUUUUUUAAUUUGAAGUUACUGCUGAAAUUCUGGCUUUUGAUCCC